AUGCAGAAGGCAUUGGAGAAUUCAUGCGGCUUGUUCAACAACAACCGGAAGCAAAUACCGGUUUGGUAUCUUCAUGGGGAAAAUGGUUAUGAAUCUGGUAGUACUAGCGAACCUCAGCCUGUUGAUAGGUUAGAAGAACCGGAUGUAGAUUAUGCUGUCGGUACUGAGCAGAUGAUAUAUGAGUGGAAGCAGCUAUGGCUCGCCGGAAAGACACCAAAAUUCAUCAACCCAACGGUUUGGUUAGAUUUGCAGAAUCAUUGGGUGGACCAGGACACUAUAGAUAAAUCCAACAAAAACUCAGCCACCCACAAGAGCGAUUGUGGCGGGAAAGGCGUUUAUGUCCACAACCUCGGUGCUUGCAGUAUGUCUUCUAAAGAAGAUGAACUUAAAGAAGCAUUACUUGCUUCUCAGCCUAUCUCAGAUGACGAUUCCUCUGCAGCAUCCACGAACAUGACCCGAGCUCGAAUUAACGAAAUGGUGGAAGAGGCGGUUCCAAAGAAGAAAGGUCGUUUGGUUGGUUUGGCUCGGCGUGCUUCUUCUUGUCCUUCCUCUUCACAAGCUCCGUUUGCUCCUCCUGAUCUGAUGAUUAUACAGCAGCUGCAGAACAAGGAUGAUCGGAUUGUGGCGCUGGAGACGCAGAACGCCAGAAUUCUUGCUGAAUUAGCGGGUCAGAAGAAGACAAACGAAGAGAUAUUGGAGAAGAUGAAAUGUUUGUUUCGUGCUGAAUUUUCUUAG
Molecule: messenger RNA, 735 nt
Organism: Brassica napus (rape)
Lineage: Eukaryota; Viridiplantae; Streptophyta; Magnoliopsida; Brassicales; Brassicaceae
Exons: 5
Coding region: 1-735 (244 amino acids)
Source: RefSeq, a predicted model, not a curated record